Molecule: messenger RNA, 1311 nt
Organism: Aspergillus fischeri NRRL 181
Lineage: Eukaryota; Fungi; Ascomycota; Eurotiomycetes; Eurotiales; Aspergillaceae
Product: glycosyltransferase family 31 protein
Exons: 2
Coding region: 1-1311 (436 amino acids)
Cellular component (GO): membrane
Molecular function (GO): glycosyltransferase activity
Source: RefSeq, a predicted model, not a curated record
AUGCCGCUUUUUCAGCCUUGGACCCGUCCUCCAUCGCGACGGAUUUACCUCCUCUCACCUGUCAUUGGGCUUCUUCUGGUUUACUUUUUCUUCUCCUUUGACACGGACGUGUUCAUUCCCCAGGUCGUCGUCACCCCGAUCUCACCACAACAAGAACAAGCCACAUGCCCCCCACUCCCAGGCAUUGAGGAUGUUCUGGUUAUCCUGAAAACUGGCGUCACAGAAGCACUAGAUAAAGUGCCGGUUCACUUCCAAACAACCCUGCGAUGCAUUCCCAAUUACGUGCUAUUCUCGGACUUUGAGGAGGAAAUCAACGGAACCCGCGUGCACGAUGUCCUUCGCAACGUCAACGAGACUAUCAAACGCACCAGCCCGGACUUUGAUCUCUACAACCGUAUACAUGAGCAUGGACGCAGCGGACUCACGCCGGCCGACCUGAGCCGCGUCCCCAACACCGCAUUCGGAAUGCCCGACAACCCCGGCUGGAAGCUGGAUAAAUGGAAGUUCCUCCCAAUGAUCGACGAAACGCUUCGGGUCCGUGACGAUGCCAAAUGGUACGUCUUCAUGGAGGCCGACACAUACUAUAUCUGGUCGAAUCUCCUGCAGUGGCUGGCGAAACUCGAUCCGAACAAACCUUACUACCUGGGUAAUCCGACGCAGAUUGGCCCUGACAUCUUCGGUCAUGGCGGGUCGGGAUUUAUACUGUCGCGCGAAGCCAUGCGUAGAGCGUCGGAACUACGAGCAGAAGACCUCGACGGGUGGGACCGAUAUACCGGGGAGCAGUGGGCCGGUGACUGCGUGCUGGGGAGACUACUCCAUGACGCGGGUGUACCCUUGUUAUGGUCGUGGCCCAUGCUGCAGUCAAAUACUCCCGCGGAGUUUGAUCACUUUUCUGAGGCUUAUUCCAGAAAGCCGUGGUGUUUCCCUGCGGUUUCAUAUCACCAUGUGACGCCGGAGGAUAUCCAAGAGCUAGUGAAGUUUGACCAGAGGUUCAUGCACAACAAUUCUGUCAUAUUGCACAGCGACGUGUUUCGUCAUCUCGUCCACUCACAGUUCAAGCCUCUACAACCCGACUGGGAUAACCUCUCUGACGAGGAGCAUGUCAUUGGUGCGGCUAGCUGUCAGGAGAUUUGUGCGAGCGAACCUGGAUGUCUCCAGUAUUCGUAUGAUGCUGGGAAGUGUCGAACUUCCAAAAUGGCCAAAAUAGGAGUCCCCAAGACUGGAGUUUCAUCGGGGUGGAUGACUGACCGGAUUGACGCCAUUGUGAAAGAGCUGGGCUCUUGCACGAAACCACAAUGGGUUCUCCCAUAG